This is a messenger RNA of Nakaseomyces glabratus, 651 nucleotides long. RefSeq names its product DNA-directed RNA polymerase III subunit RPC25 (gene RPC25). Gene Ontology annotation, biological process: DNA-templated transcription; transcription initiation at RNA polymerase III promoter. The record is from RefSeq and is a predicted model, not a curated record. Gene Ontology annotation, molecular function: DNA-directed RNA polymerase activity; DNA binding. NCBI's taxonomy places the organism in Eukaryota, Fungi, Ascomycota, Saccharomycetes, Saccharomycetales, Saccharomycetaceae. Gene Ontology annotation, cellular component: RNA polymerase III complex.
AUGUUUAUACUUACCAAGCUGAAGGACCUGGUGCGGAUCCCGCCGGACCAGUUCCACCGGGACGCGGUAAGUGCGAUCACGCAUGAGCUGAAUGUGAAGUACAGCAACAAAGUGGUGCCGCAUGUCGGGCUGAGCGUGAGCGUGUAUGAUCUGCUGGAGGUUGACGAGGGCCAGCUGCGGCCCGGGGACGGUGCGUCGUACAUCAAUGUGACGUUCCGGUGUGUGGUGUUCAAGCCGUUUGCCGGGGAGAUACUCACCGGGUGGAUCAAGCGGUGCGACGGGGAAGGGAUACAGGUGUCUAUGAUGGGACUGUUUGACGAUAUAUUCAUUCCGAAGAAGAUGCUGUUUGAAGGGAGCUAUUACUCGCCUGAGGACGGCGCGUGGGUGUGGCCCAUGGACGAGGAGACGAAGCUGUACCUGGACGUGAACGAGAUGAUCCGGUUCCGUGUGGAGGAGGAAGUGUUUGUGGACGUGAAGCCGCCCUCGCCGAAGGAGCUGGAGCUGGAGCGCGAGCGCGAGCUCCAGCUCCAAGAGCAGCAAGAGCAUCAGCAGCACCAGCAGCAAGAAUCGAAGCUGGAGAAACCGCCAGCGUACGCGCUUCUGGGCAGCUGCCAGACGGACGGCAUGGGCCUGGUGUCCUGGUGGGAUUGA